UGUGAAGUACGGGUACAGUAUUCCACUUAGCCAGAGGGGUAAUUUGGUUCUCAAAUACUGUAUGUUCCUUUUCCCAUGAAGUCAGUGUGAUUGUAAAGUAUUCUUCUUUGGUGUGUGAUUGUACAGUUGACUUUAUAUCAAUCAAAUUCAAACACAUAUAUGCAACUGCACUUAGUUGAUAGCAAAGUAUUGUGGUGUUAAAUGUGUACCUCCUUGAAGGAGAAUUAGACUAAAUAUCUCAAGGAGCUUUGUGGAAAAUCAUCACAAUGGGUCUAGGCACAAGAGGCUCACGCUUUGGAUCAACUGAGGUAAUCCAGAUCCAUCUCUUCCUAGGAUUCUUGGUUAGAUUAAUAUUUAUUGUGUAUGGUGAGCAUCGUGACAAGACAAGCACCCUUAAAUACACAGAUGUUGACUACCAUGUUUUUACUGAUGCUUCACGUGAGAUAGCUGCUGGAGGAUCACCUUUUGAUCGACACACUUAUCGGUACACACCAUUUCUUGCCUGGAUGCUUUUACCAAAUAUUUAUAUUCAUAGUACUUUUGGAAAAUUAAUGUUCUCAUUCUUUGAUUGCAUUGCUUCAAGGCUAAUAUAUGAGGUACUUUUACGUGAUGGACAGAGCAAAUUGGCUGCCCUCAAGUGUUCUUUCAUGUGGUUAUACAACCCUCUGGUGAUUGGGGUAUCUACACGGGGAAGUGCAGAAGCCAUCAUGGCUGUUUUAGUGCUGUUUACACUGUACAUGAUGAAAUUAAGACUUAAUCUUCUUGCUGGUCUUUUCUUAGGGACAUCCAUACACUUCAAACUAUACCCAAUUAUCUACAGUCUUCCACUAUACUUAUCAUUAACCAGUGACUUGCAUCAGGAUUAUUUUUGGACUAGAUUUUUGCCAACCUAUUCCAAAAUGAAACUUGUGAUGGGUACACUCAUCUCAUUUUUUGGUCUUACAGGUAUGGGAUUUGCAAUGUACGGGGAACAAUAUAUUGAGGAAGCUUUCUUGUACCACAUUUCACGGACAGACACCAGACAUAAUUUUUCAAUAUAUUUUUACCUCCUGUACAUUGGUGCAGAUUUUCAUAUUCCAGGGUUAAAUGUUGCCACUUUUGGACCUCAAAUAAUUCUGUUACUUGCUCUUGGAUAUAAAUUCAGCAACCGUGUUGAUGUUCCAUUUGCAAUGUUUACACAAACUGUAGUAUUUGUUACAUUCAACAAGGUAGUAACAUCACAGUAUUUCUUGUGGUAUCUUCUUCUGUUACCUAUUGUGGUGCCACGGCUGAGGGUGACCUGGCAAAAAGCAGUACUCCUGUCUAUGCUGUGGAUUGCAGCUCAAGUGUCAUGGCUUCUUCCAGCAUAUUUACUGGAAUUUCAUUCUAUCAAUGCUUUUGUACCCAUAUGGUUAGAAGGCAUUGCUUUUUUCUGUUGCAAUGUAGGAGUAUUGAUGGCACUUAUCUCAAGCUACACGACACUCCUGCCCAACCAGCAGCAUCAUAGUUCUCGGAAAAAUCGGUAACCUGUUAACUUUUUUUUUAACUCGAACAGUACUUAUGAACUUUGUAAUAAGUUUCAGAUAUAAAGAACAGUUAUCUUGAGCUGCAGAGUUGGAGCACAAAGAAGUAGAGAAAACUUUUUCUUUAUAAAGUUAUGCUCAGUUACCAUCACUGAUGAAUUAUUUUAAGCUUAAUAGUGGUCUUAUUAGUAGGUUACUUUGCAUAUAUUAAACUGUUACAUUAUAAAGAAACCUAAGCAGUAAUUUAUGAAAGUUUGUGCAUCCCAUCCAAUGUAUCCUUAGUGAGAUAGUGCUUAUUUUCAUCUACAGUAUAGUCUCGGUUUACGCGGAUAUUUUAUACGCGGUUGGUCAUUUACGCGGCACCUGUCCAGACGCGCCAAUUAUUAGUUACGCCGUACAUUCCUGAAUUUAUGUGGGAAGCGGCGCGGGCAAACUGCGCGCUAGGUCGCUCUGAUGUCACCGAUGACGUUUCGGACUGUGAUUGGGCCACGUAUCCUUACCACCCACGCAUCCCCUCCGCCGCGAGCUGUGAUUGGUCUAUUUAACCUUGCUUGCCCAGUCAACAAAACAUUACCGAGUUCUUAACCCG
This is a messenger RNA of Homarus americanus (American lobster), 2091 nucleotides long. It is a transcript of the gene PIG-M, whose product is annotated as GPI mannosyltransferase 1-like. Gene Ontology annotation, molecular function: GPI mannosyltransferase activity; alpha-1,4-mannosyltransferase activity. Bases 267 to 1505 code for a protein of 412 amino acids. The transcript has a single exon. Gene Ontology annotation, biological process: GPI anchor biosynthetic process. The record is from RefSeq and is a predicted model, not a curated record. Lineage: Eukaryota; Metazoa; Arthropoda; Malacostraca; Decapoda; Nephropidae. Gene Ontology annotation, cellular component: membrane; glycosylphosphatidylinositol-mannosyltransferase I complex.